This is a messenger RNA of Candidula unifasciata, 427 nucleotides long. The record is from the annotation of a GenBank genome assembly. Lineage: Eukaryota; Metazoa; Mollusca; Gastropoda; Stylommatophora; Geomitridae.
AUGUCGGACAUAGUCAGCAUGGAGGACAAGAAUUCCUGUUGUGAAAGAAAUGAGCAAGCUAAUGAAGGAAUCAAGCAAGAGAAACAACCAUGUCACUCACUUACAGUCGUCCAGGAACAGAAAACACAAGUCAAGACGGAGGCUUGCUCUAAUGACCAGCGUAUCAAGUUGCCAGAUUGUAGACUUGCAGCGACAGUUAUAGAGAACCCCUUUUUAAUGACCAUAUUUGGAUCGGCUGUGAUCAAGGUGGAGCCAAGUGAAGAUAACUCUCAAGAUCUGGAUAGUUGUUUGCAGGUACAUUUCCAUGACAACAGUGCUGCAGGUCUGGGCACACAGGGCAGGAUAACUGGUGGGAUCAAGAGGAAACUCUCGGAGGUGAGAGAUGGUCCAGCAUCUAACAAAAACACUCCUCAGACAAUUCAAACAA